AUGGCCGAAGAAGACGCUCCUCGGUCGUUCAACGGCGGCCUGGACAAGUACAUCCAUUCGCCCAGUGCAUCUCCGGUCAAGUCCUUAAAACGAAAACUAGGCAUCAAGGAGGAAGAAGAGGAUGAAAAGAAGAUCUUGUCCGCACCUUCAUUGCCCCGGAAGACCCGCUCGUCCAAGUCGUUGACGCAGUCUACCCUGAUAUCUCGGCCUUCAAGGCAAAGCACUCGAUCGGCUCCUCCACGGGCAUCAGAGAAAUCCAGCACUGAUAGCCCAGAGUCAGGAGCGGCGGAUGGAUCAACUACCCGUGGACCAGUCUCUCGCCUCAGAGACUCCAUUCCGGAUAACCUCGUUCUCCUUCUCAUCGGGGUCAACCCAGGAAUCAUGACGGGACAGACGGGAUAUGCGUACGCUCAUCCGUCGAACCUCUACUGGCGCCUCCUACAUUCCUCGGGGAUAACUACCUUCCGCCAUCCACCGUCUGAUACAUACAGAAUGCCGGAGCUCUACUGUAUUGGGAACACGAAUAUCGUGGUUCGUCCUACGCGUGAUGCCAGCCAGCUAUCGAAAGAAGAGAUGAAUGCCGGCGUCCCUGUGCUGGAGGAGAAAAUCGAACGGUUUCGGCCAGAAGCUGUCUGUUUGGUUGGCAAGGGCAUAUGGGAGGCUGUCUGGAGGGUUAAGCAUGGGAGAAAUAUCAAAAAAGAAGAGUUCAAAUAUGGGUGGCAGGACGAGUCGGAGAAUAUGGGGCGUGUUAGGCCGGUAUUGGGUGGUAAUAGCCAGGAUGCAUGGCCUGGGGCGAGGGUCUUUGUCGCUACGACAACCAGCGGGCUGGCGGCAUCAAUGAGUUUGGCGGAGAAGGAAGCCAUCUGGAAUGAGUUGGGCUCUUGGGUGAAGGAGAGGAGAGAAGCUAGAGGAUUUGCUCUACCGACUUUGAGUCAGGCGUUAGGGACCUUGGAUAAUUAG
This is a messenger RNA of Microsporum canis CBS 113480, 960 nucleotides long. RefSeq names its product uracil DNA glycosylase superfamily protein. The transcript has a single exon. Lineage: Eukaryota; Fungi; Ascomycota; Eurotiomycetes; Onygenales; Arthrodermataceae. The record is from RefSeq and is a predicted model, not a curated record. Gene Ontology annotation, molecular function: mismatch base pair DNA N-glycosylase activity. Gene Ontology annotation, biological process: base-excision repair, AP site formation. The coding region runs from base 1 to 960 and encodes 319 amino acids.